Molecule: messenger RNA, 963 nt
Organism: Python bivittatus (Burmese python)
Lineage: Eukaryota; Metazoa; Chordata; Lepidosauria; Squamata; Pythonidae
Product: olfactory receptor 10A7-like
Biological process (GO): G protein-coupled receptor signaling pathway
Cellular component (GO): membrane
Molecular function (GO): olfactory receptor activity; G protein-coupled receptor activity
Source: RefSeq, a predicted model, not a curated record
AUGACAAAUCAUACUACUGUUUCUGAAUUCAUACUGCUUGGACUUGGGGAUUUCUCAAAAGCGCAAGGACUAGUCUUUUCACUCUUCUUAGUAAUUUACAUGGUAACUAUGGUUGGGAACUUUCUCAUUGUCAUCUUGGUUGUGACCAGUCAACUUCUCCACACUCCCAUGUACAUUUUCCUAGGGAAUCUGGCUUUUCUGGAAGCCUGCUGCAGCUCAACUGUUAUACCUAAAAUGUUGUUGAUCCUGUUAACAGGAGAUAAUCACAUACCUUUUAAAGCCUGCUUCAUACAGUUUUUUAUAUUUGCUUGCCUAGGAGGUGCUGAAUGCUAUCUCCUAGCGAUGAUGUCUUAUGACAGAUACCUAGCCAUAUGUAAGCCACUUCAUUAUGCUAGUCUCAUGAGUGGCAAGCUGAGUUUCCACUUAGCAGCUGUGUCUUGGGCAAGUGGUUUGCUGGUGAGCACAAGCUUAAGUUUGAAUAUGUCACAGUUAUCUUUUUGUGGCCCCAAUGAGAUUGAUCAUUAUUUUUGUGAUGUUGUUUUUGACAUAAGAGAAAUCUCCUGCAGUGACACCUUCCUCUCUGAACUGUCUUCCUUUAUAUUUGCCUGUAUAUUUACCCUGCCUCCAUUUGUUCUCAUCUUGACCUCUUAUAUUUCCAUCAUUGUUACCAUCCUGAGAAUGCCAUCCAUCACUGGAAGGCAAAAAGCUUUCUCUACCUGUUCUUCUCAUCUCAUAGUGGUUGGCUUGUAUUAUGGAACACUGAUGCUUGUCUAUCUUCUCCCAAGAACCAAGAAAUUGAAACAUGUAAAGAAAUUCUUCUCUCUCUUCUAUACAGCUUUGAGUCCCAUGAUUAAUCCUCUCAUAUACAGUCUUAGAAACAAUGAAGUAAAGGAUGCCUUGAGCAGUGGGUUGGAGAGACUUAUACUAUGCAUGAUGCAUCAUAGUGCCAACUUUUGGAAGUAA